Molecule: messenger RNA, 1442 nt
Organism: Phalaenopsis equestris
Lineage: Eukaryota; Viridiplantae; Streptophyta; Magnoliopsida; Asparagales; Orchidaceae
Exons: 2
Coding region: 240-1268 (342 amino acids)
Molecular function (GO): acyltransferase activity, transferring groups other than amino-acyl groups
Source: RefSeq, a predicted model, not a curated record
AGACACAUUUAAGAAGUUAAUUGUAAUCCCCACCUAUGGGCUAUGUUAUCCCUCAAUUCUUAAAUACAAUUGAAAUUUCCCUAUAAGAUGGACACCAAACAAGGUAAAUUAAAAUGCUUCAAGUCCUCCUUAAUGGCAAAAUCGUAAUAUUUCCCCACAAAUAAUCCCCCCGUCCCUCCCUCAAAUCCUUAAAUACACGCCUGCCGAUCUCCCCUCCCCGCACUGCUUCGCCCACCAUCAUGACCUCCCCCGUUUCCAUAGAAGCCUUCCAAUCAAUAACUCCGGCGAAGGUCACGCCGCCGGGAAAAUCCCGACAAAUCUCCGUCGCCGGCGAUCUUCCUCUGGCGGCCUUCGCUGCUCAUUUCCGGCUAAUUCUAUACUUCCGGCCGGCCUCCGGCGAAGAUAACUCGGCCCAUGCGGUGGGGGCGUGGAUGAAGGAGACAUUUAGCGAAGCGUUGGCGGAGGAGCCGAUGCUCGCCGGAAGGCUCCGUCGUAGCGCGGCGGAGAACGGCGGGUGGGAGGUGAGGUUCAAUGAUGCCGGUGUGAGGUUGGUUCUCGCGAAGGCGGCGGCGGAGAUGGCGGAGGUUCUGGACGCCGGCGAUAGGGAGGACAGAGAGUGGGGACUGGUUUUCUGGAGGGAUGUGGAGAGAGAGAAUCCAGAUCAGUCUGCUCUGUUUUUUAUUCAGGUGACGGACUUCAAAGACGGCGGCUACUCCAUCGGCAUCAGCUGCAGCCUUCUUCUCGCCGACCCUCUCUUCCUCAUCCGCUUCCUCCUCAAAUGGUCCCGCACACAUAGCCGCCUCACCGCCGCCAGCCGCCUCGCCGCUGCACCAGUCAGUCUUCUACAUCACCAACUUCAAGCCCUCACCUCUCCCAUCCCACCUCUCCGCCAUCCCCGCCGCCGCACCCCCCACAGCCACCCAUCUCUUCCAACUCCCUCUAACAGCCGGAGAGCUCGCCGGAGUUUCUUCUUCAUCCGGCGAGAACCUAACCUUCCUGCGCAGCGACCAUUCCGGCGACCUAAAGGUGGGGUUUUGGGUGAAGGGAGGCGGGGGAGGGAAGGUGGCGCGGUGGGAGGAGAUGGGGGCUGGCGAGUUGGACCUCGGGGAGAAGAAUGUGGCGGUGGAUGUUUCGUAUCGGAUCGUGCUGGGAGGGGAUGGAGCGGGGUUGGUGGUGGCCAUGGUUCCCGGCGAUGGCUCGGAUGCUUGGGUAAGCGUAACGGCUCCGGGUCAGGGAAAGUAUUAGGGUUUGGAAUCGCCGGGGAUUAGCAAGAUUUAAAGUUGCUCUAUUGAUGAAUUUUUAAAUCGAGAUUUACAAGCAUAGCACUCAUUUCUUAUGCCUUUAUUUAUCUCACGCCUACUGUUUGAAAAGAUGUAUGAGAAUGUGAAUUAUAUUUUUUUCUUAUAGAGAGGAUGCUUUGAAUAUAAAAAUUAAAAUUUAGG